Molecule: messenger RNA, 1052 nt
Organism: Mollisia scopiformis
Lineage: Eukaryota; Fungi; Ascomycota; Leotiomycetes; Helotiales; Mollisiaceae
Product: NAD(P)-binding protein
Exons: 4
Coding region: 30-1052 (340 amino acids)
Source: RefSeq, a predicted model, not a curated record
CCUCGUGAACCACGACCACAAACCUCGACAUGGCCCCUAAAUUCACCGUAAUCGUUGGCAUCACAGGCAAUCAAGGCGGUUCCGUCGCUAACACCUUUCUCUCUGACCCUGCCUACCGAAUCCGAGGAAUAUCUCGCAACCCGUCUUCUGCAGCCGCCAAGAAACUUGCAGAGCAAGGGGUUGAGAUUGUGAAGGCUGAUUUGGAUGAUCCGGAGAGUCUUGAGAAAGCGUUUGAGGGCGCAAAUUUGAUUUUUAGUGUGACGAAUUAUUGGGAGCCGUUUUUUAGACCGGAUUGCAGGGCGUUGGCGAAGGAAAAGGGGAUGAGCUGUAGGGAAUUCGCUUAUGAGGUUGAGUACCGACAAGGAAAAAACAUAGCCGACGCAGCAGCAAAAGUUGUCUCAAGUCUAGACAACAAUGGCUUCAUCGCAAGCACGCUAAGCCAUGCCGGAAAAUGCAGCAAAGGGAAAUACAAAGAUCUCUACCAUUUCGACGCCAAAGCCGACAUCUUUCCCGAUUAUGUGAACAAAACCCACCCCGCCCUAGCAAAGAAAUCCAGCUACAUCCAAACCGGCUACUUCACAAGCAGCUACAAACUAGCCCCAAACUCCUACUUCAAAAAGCUCCCCUCAGGAACCUACGAAACCUCCUUCCCAACCCCACCCCACACCCCCGUCCCGCACCUCUCCGUCCGCACCUCCACCGGCCCCUUCGUCUCGGCCGUCUCCCGCAUGCCGCCCGGACACGCCUACAUGUGCGAAGGGACGACUUGUUCGUGGAGCGAGUACAUGGCGCAUUGGUCCGAGGUCACGGGAAAGGAGGGGAGGUAUCGACAGUGUAGCCUAAGGGAGUUUGUGGAGGCGAAUCAUGAGGAUGAGAUGUUUGGGGUGGAGGCCGGGGUGAUGUUUGAGUAUAGUGGGGAGGUGGGGUAUGAUGGGGGAGACGAAGGGUUGGUGAGGAAGGAGGAUUUGUGGGGGAGGGGGUUAAGGUUUGAGAUGGUUGGGUUGAGGGAGUGGAUGGAGGGGGAGGAUUGGGGGUCUGUUUUGGGUCGAUAA